UAAAACCAAAUAUGCAGCAGCUGAAACUACAAAAAUGAAUGAAAAUAAUAGCGAUGAUGAUUUACAAGAAAUGACGCUUAAUAAGCAACAGUAUCAGCUACAAAAUAAGAAAUAUAAAGAUGACAAUUUACAAAAAAUUUCACCUGGCAAUGAAAAUUGA
This is a messenger RNA of Funneliformis geosporum, 160 nucleotides long. NCBI's taxonomy places the organism in Eukaryota, Fungi, Glomeromycota, Glomeromycetes, Glomerales, Glomeraceae. The record is from the annotation of a GenBank genome assembly.